Messenger RNA from Suncus etruscus (white-toothed pygmy shrew), 945 nucleotides. It is a transcript of the gene DPM1, whose product is annotated as dolichyl-phosphate mannosyltransferase subunit 1, catalytic. The record is from RefSeq and is a predicted model, not a curated record. The coding region runs from base 1 to 768 and encodes 255 amino acids. Gene Ontology annotation, molecular function: dolichyl-phosphate beta-D-mannosyltransferase activity. Gene Ontology annotation, cellular component: endoplasmic reticulum membrane. NCBI's taxonomy places the organism in Eukaryota, Metazoa, Chordata, Mammalia, Eulipotyphla, Soricidae. The transcript has 9 exons. Gene Ontology annotation, biological process: GPI anchor biosynthetic process; protein O-linked glycosylation via mannose.
AUGGCCUCCAAGAAAGAUGGUCUCCGUGCUGCUAAGGCUCGCGGCCCGGCGGCGCCAGACAAGUACUCGGUGCUCCUGCCCACCUACAACGAGCGCGAGAACCUGCCGCUCAUCGUGUGGCUGCUGGUGAAGUGCUUCUCGGAGAGUGGAAUCAGCUAUGAAAUUAUAAUCAUAGAUGAUGGAAGCCCAGAUGGAACAAGGGAUGUUGCUGAGCAGCUGGAGAAGAUUUAUGGAUCUGACAAAAUAGUUUUAAGACCAAGGGAGAAAAAGUUGGGACUUGGAACUGCAUACAUUCACGGGAUGAAACAUGCUACAGGGAACUACAUAGUCAUCAUGGAUGCUGACCUCUCACACCAUCCAAAGUUUAUUCCUGAAUUCAUUAGGAAGCAAAAGGAGGGUAAUUUUGACAUUGUCACUGGCACUCGCUACAAAGGAAAUGGAGGUGUGUACGGCUGGGAUUUGAAAAGAAAAUUAAUCAGUCGUGGAGCCAACUUUAUAACUCAGAUUUUGCUGAGACCUGGAGCAUCUGACUUAACAGGAAGUUUCAGAUUAUACCGAAAAGAAGUUCUACAGAAGCUAAUUGAAAAAUGUGUUUCUAAAGGUUAUGUCUUCCAGAUGGAAAUGAUUGUUCGAGCAAGACAGUUGAAUUACACUAUUGGCGAGGUUCCAAUAACGUUUGUGGAUCGAGUUUAUGGUGAAUCCAAGUUGGGAGGAAAUGAAAUAGUCUCUUUCUUGAAAGGAUUAUUAACUCUUUUUGCUACUACAUAAAUGAAAGUCAUUCAUUUAUUACUUAUGUUCAUUUGAAUUUAAACAUUAAAGAAGCCUGGUUGCUGAUUUUAAUAAAAUGUGCUCUUAAAGCAUGUAUCUAAAGGUAAGGUGAAUUUCAUGUAAGUCUUUUUCCUGAGGAAACCCCAAUUUAUGUUUCAAAUUAAAAUAGAAAAAUAA